Messenger RNA from Calliphora vicina (urban bluebottle blowfly), 1150 nucleotides. RefSeq names its product leucine-rich repeat-containing protein 57. NCBI's taxonomy places the organism in Eukaryota, Metazoa, Arthropoda, Insecta, Diptera, Calliphoridae. The record is from RefSeq and is a predicted model, not a curated record. The coding region runs from base 108 to 824 and encodes 238 amino acids. The transcript has a single exon. Gene Ontology annotation, molecular function: protein binding.
CAAAAGUAAAGUCACAAGAAAAAAAGUACACACGAAUUUUUCAUAAUUUCAAUUAAUAAUUUAUUUAUUUUUAAUAAAAAAAAUAACAAGUGAGUGAUAUAGACAUAAUGGGAAAUAAACAAAUCAAACAACACCUGGAAACAGCACAAAAAACCGGAAUACUAAAGAUUUCUUUGCAAAGGCUGCAGGAACUGCCACCACAAUUAAAAAAUUAUCCAAAUGUUUUGAAAACUUUGGAUCUGUCGCAGAAUCGUUUCGAACAAAUACCAGAAGAAAUUAGUAAAUUUACCCUCAUCAAACAUUUCAAUAUGAAUGGGAAUCGUAUAACCGAGGUGUCCGAUGCAUUGGGAGAACUUAUUAAGUUGGAGGUGUUGAUAUUAAACGAUAACAUGAUUACACGUAUACCCAGAUCACUGGGCAAUUGUAAGAACCUAAAGACUGUUAAUUUGAGUCACAACCAAAUUACCGAGUUUCCCGUGAUGUUGUGCGGCCUUAAACAUUUAGACGUUUUGGAUUUGUCUCGCAAUAAAAUCACCACCAUACCAAAUGAAGUGGGCACAUUGUAUGUGACCGAGUUGAAUUUGAAUCAAAAUCAAAUUUCCUCUUUGUCCGAAGAGAUAGCAGCUUGUCCCAAACUGAAAACCUUGCGUUUGGAAGAGAAUUGUCUGCAGGCGAAUGCUUUUACACCACGCAUACUCAAAGAAUCGAAAAUUUCUAAUUUGUCAGUGGAUGGCAAUUUGUUCCAGUCGAAACAAUUUACCGAUCUAGAUGGCUACGAUGUCUACAUGGAACGUUAUACAGCCGUAAAAAAGAAAAUGUUUUAAUGUUUGAGCAUCCGUGUUAUUGUUGGGUAGAACAAAUGAUAAAUUAUAAAAAAUAUAUAAUUCUGCAAAAUAUAUUUAAACAAAUAUGUAUUCAUAAUCAUAUAACACCACCUAAGUAAAAUGAAAAAGACAAACACAAACGCUUUACUUAUCAAGCAUUCUUUAGAUAUUUAUUUAGGAGUAUAAUGCAAUUGUAAAACUAGCUUGAAUUACAUUAAAUUAUUGUAUGAGUGUGACUGUAUUUUCACUAAUUUCUAUUUUGAUAAUAUUAUUAUUGUAUUUAAAUUACUCUAUUUCUUGAAUAAAGUAAUAUGUAUGCGAAAAAA